Molecule: messenger RNA, 1580 nt
Organism: Hemicordylus capensis (graceful crag lizard)
Lineage: Eukaryota; Metazoa; Chordata; Lepidosauria; Squamata; Cordylidae
Product: E3 ubiquitin-protein ligase MARCHF5-like
Exons: 6
Coding region: 325-1224 (299 amino acids)
Molecular function (GO): zinc ion binding
Source: RefSeq, a predicted model, not a curated record
CCGAAGCCCUCCAUGCAAGCCGAUGGCUACUGCGGCUUUAAGAGGGCCCGGAAGCCGAGAGGGAGCCGGCAGGCGUCGGGCUGAGCACUCUGCAUUGCAAGCGAAGGGAUCUUCCUGCCUGCCGCGGCUCUCCAAUGACCUGCGCGGGGGCGAGCCGUCGGAGCGCACUGGGGCCUUGCUGCGUAGCGCGCCGCCGCACGCCGCGAUGGAGUCUGCAAGGCAACGCCGCCGCCUCGGCGCUGCCUGCUGAGUUGAGUCUCCGGGGCGACUUGCGGGGCUGAUUCUCGCGCGGGGGGCUCAGGUCGUUGGAGGCAACAGCCAGCCAUGGCCGAAGCGGCGAAGGCGGCCGGAGACGCGUCGGAGAGGCACUGCUGGGUCUGUUUUGCUACGGAAGGGGACGACCGGUCGGCCGAGUGGGUCUGCCCUUGCCGUUGCAAAGGCUCCACCAAGUGGAUCCACCAGGCCUGCCUCCAGCGCUGGCUCGACGAGAAGCAGAAGGGGAACAGCACGGGCAGCGUGAGCUGUCCGCAGUGUGGCACGGAGUAUCGCAUCGUCUUCCCCAAACUGGGACCCCUGGUGUAUUUCCUGCAGCAAGUCGACCGGGUCUUAUCCCAGGUCAGCCCCUUUGCUGCUGCUGGCAUCGUGGUGGGGACGCUAUACUGGUCAGCGGUGACUUAUGGGGCUGUCACCGUGAUGCAGGUUGUUGGCCAUAAAAAGGGCCUGGAUGUGAUGGAGCGGGCAGACCCCCUCUUCUUGCUCAUGGGCCUCCCAACCAUCCCCGUCAUGCUGGUGCUGGGGAAGAUGAUCCGCUGGGAGGAAUACGUGCUGCGGAUCUGGCGGAAGUACUCCAGCAAGCUGCAGGCCCUGCAGGCACUGGUGCCAGGGGUCAGCCGCCCGGUGCCCCAGGCCCCGCUGGCCGAGUCCCGCUUCCAGAGCGACCAUCUCUCCAUCUCACGCACGCUGUGUGGAGCCCUGGUCUUCCCUACCAUCGCCAACCUAGUUGGCAGGGUCACCUUCCGCAGAGUGAAUUCCAGUCUCCAGCGGACCAUCCUGGGGGGCAUUGCUUUUGUCGCUAUCAAAGGCGCCCUGAAAGUCUAUUUCCGCCAGCAGCAGUACCUGAUCCAGGCCAACCGACGCAUCCUCAACUACGUGGAGAAGGAAGACACGGAGGAAGGCGCUGCUCAGCCCGACGAGGACAGUGGCAGCGAAGCAGGACUCAGCUAGGGCAGGAUAUGCCCCCCUGGAGACCCUUCCUCCUUCUAAGCUCCCCAAAGAAACAGGAUUCUUCUCCAGGGUUUAGGCCAGCCGGGCAGCUCUGCUCCUCUCAGACGGGGACCCAGACAUGUGCUGUACACUUGACCGCUGUGUUCAGAGGAUGGGACGACUAAUUUUAGGUUGGACUGGACAAAGGGCCUCGCUGGGAUUUCACUGAAGAGCAAAUCUCCUUUAUUUUUAAACUGGUGGCUUAUUUGCAGUUGGCUGUUGACCUCGUUCUGUGUCUAGCUUCACCGCCACGUUGGUUUCUAAUCCUGUGUAGGUCCAUUUAAACCACGGUUUAAAUAAAACAAGAUGUAAACCUC